AUGAGGUCCUCCUUCAGCCUCCAUGUUCCCAAAGCUCUGCCUCCUCUUCCCACUACACCACAUGGGACUACUUCUCUCUUCUUUGCUUCCAAGCACAAAAAAUCAUACCACAAAAACAGUCAUUGCCAAUCACUGCGUGUAACAUGCAGCACCCAUAAACCAGAAAAUGAUGUCAGUCUAAAGUAUACCAAUUUGGCACUGCAUAUAGGAGCACUCUUGGCCUUGGCUGAGCAGCCAGUAUUAGCAGUGACUGGAGAGAAUAACCGGCAAGAACUAUCCUUGGUUUUGACACAAUGGGGGAUUGUUUUGUUUGUUUAUUUCCUUGUCGUGCCACCAAUAAUCAUGUUCUGGCUUUGGAAAAGAUGGUACAGAAGAGGGUUGCUGGAGAUGUAUUUCCAAUUCAUGUUUGUCUUCAUUUUCUUUCCAGGGGUUAUUCUUUGGGCACCAUUUUUAAACUUCAGGAAAUUCCCACGGGACCCUUCCAUGCAGUACCCUUGGUCUGUACCCGAAGAUCCUUCAAAAAUUAAAAGUUCAUACUUUAAGUACCCAUAUGCCGAACCUGAAGAUUAUGAUAAUCUAUAA
Molecule: messenger RNA, 582 nt
Organism: Sphenostylis stenocarpa
Lineage: Eukaryota; Viridiplantae; Streptophyta; Magnoliopsida; Fabales; Fabaceae
Source: the annotation of a GenBank genome assembly